Messenger RNA from Lactuca saligna, 955 nucleotides. The record is from the annotation of a GenBank genome assembly. Lineage: Eukaryota; Viridiplantae; Streptophyta; Magnoliopsida; Asterales; Asteraceae.
AUGACUUGGGGCUUUUUAUUGAUCGGGCAAAGAAAGGAGGAUGCGAACGGACGAGGACGAACACGAAGCCAGCUGCGACGGAAAACGAGACGGUUGCGAGGUCUGAUGGCAGUCGUCAUCUCGCGAAGAAGAUGGAGCCCCUCCGAUGAUCGACGGGGCCGAAGAGAUGGAAAGGGUGAGGCAACAAGGCUGCUGUGUCUUACCGAACCGAAGGAGGGGAUGGACGAACAGAAGGCAGCAACACCGAUGAUGGUUAAAAGUCGGAGGGAGGGUUCGAUUGGGGAAAAGGAGAGGCAGAGGCCGCAGCUGGUGGCUUUCGUCGCCUUCUGCAGUGGUGGUAGGGGAUGGCGAUGGUGGGAGGCUACCGUGAAGACGAUUGCAGCAACCGGAAAUGGGAGAAGGGAGAACGAAGGGGAAACUGCCCCGAAGAAGAAGAAGGAAGAAAAGAACAAGGGAAGAAUGAAAUGGAAAAUAUGAUUCUUCUUGGUUGCACGUAGACACGAGAUCAAGAACAAAAUCGUUCUUGGCUGGGAACGAAGAUACAAGCAGGAAAAGAAAUUCGAGAUGUUUUUGGGUAAUUGUUUUAAAUUCCAUAUAUUUUUUUGUUGAAUCAAGGAUUAAGUCCCAAAUCUCGGAUGAUCAUUUAUGUUCUUUAGUUGAAUGUACUUUGAUAGAAAUUUCGAAGCAAUGUCUUAAACAUCAUGCAUCAUGUAUGUAUGUACAAUCUUGUGUAAGUGUAAGAUUUUGUGAGAGGAAAGUAAACGUGUUUUGGAUGUUGACUGUGAAUUGUAGCAUAACAGAAUAGGGAAAGGAAGAGUGAUAGAGUGAGAGAAAUCAUUCUCCUUACUUGUACAACUGAUUUGUUUUCACAUCUGGUUUGUCAAGAUUUUAGCAUGUAAGAGGUGAUUUUGGAAAUUUAUGCUUAGGAUUGUAUUUGGUGCUGGUUGCUUCCAAC